Jatropha curcas is the source of this 1111-nucleotide messenger RNA. Its product is annotated as peroxidase A2. Gene Ontology annotation, molecular function: peroxidase activity; heme binding. The record is from RefSeq and is a predicted model, not a curated record. Gene Ontology annotation, biological process: hydrogen peroxide catabolic process; response to oxidative stress. NCBI's taxonomy places the organism in Eukaryota, Viridiplantae, Streptophyta, Magnoliopsida, Malpighiales, Euphorbiaceae.
GGCCAAUUUCCAAACAUUGAGAGCUGAAAAUCAUUGAAUUGAUUGAAUGAGAAAAUGGAGGUUCCUUCAUUGACAGUGGUGUUGGCUUUAUUUUAUGCAGUAAUAGUUGGAGGAGCAUUGGGAGAUGGUGAGCUGAGUACAACAUUUUAUGAAGAAAGCUGCCCAAAUGUCUCAACCAUUAUAGGUGGAGUGCUUAAAGAGGCCUUGCAAUCUGAUCCAAGAAUGGGUGCUAGCCUCCUCAGGCUUUACUUUCAUGACUGCUUUGUCAAUGGUUGCGAUGCAUCAAUUUUAUUAGAUAACAGUUCAACUAUUCAAAGUGAGAAAGAUGCUCUUCCUAACAGAAACUCAAUCAGAGGGUAUGAACUUGUUGAUAAAAUGAAGGCAGAGUUGGAAACUGCUUGUCCUGGAGUUGUUUCCUGCGCCGAUAUACUCACCAUCGCAGCUCAAAAAUCUGUUCAUUUGGCGGGGGGACCAUCGUGGAGUAGUCUAUUAGGAAGAAGAGACGGCACAACCGCAAACUUAACUCUGGCCAAUCUUAUAAUGCCAGGUCCAACUGAAUCCCUCAAUGCGAUCAAGUCCAAGUUCGUAGCCGUCGGCCUCAACAAUAAUACUGAUCUCGUUUCACUAUCAGGUGCCCACACAUUUGGACGAGCUUCAUGUGAAAAUUUUGCUAGUCGUUUAUACAAUUUUAAUGGCACUGGUGAGCCAGACCCAACAUUGAACUCAACCUACUUAAAAAUGCUUAUCCAAAAAUGCCCUCGAGGUAGAGAUGGAGGAACGAGCCUUGAUCUCACAACACCUACGGUGUUUGAUGGAAAAUAUUAUUCUAAUCUUCUUGUUAAUGAAGGACUUCUCCAGAGUGAUCAAGAACUAUUUUCUACUCCUGGGGCUGAUACUGUUCAUAUUGUUACCAAUUUCAGUGCUAAUCAAACCUCUUUCUUUGCAAGCUUUGUGGUCUCCAUGAUUAGAAUGGGAAAUCUCAAUGUUUUAACAGGAACUGAAGGAGAGAUUAGAUUGAAUUGUAGGGUCGUUAAUGGAAAUUCAACUGGAGCAAAUACCCUUGUUAGUUCAAUCUGAUCAUAAGCAGUAACGGAUGGAGGAUUUAAAUUUA